AUGGGUGCCCCCGCCGACGGUUCAAAGAAGCGCCGUCGCGAACCUCACAAUGUCGACGUGAAGCUGGUAGAGCUCUACGAGGACCUCGCCAGCGAGAAAGAUGAGAUCCGACUCAAGGCAGCCCAAGGACUCGUGUCGCAGUUUACUCCCGACAAGAACCCUACCGACGAGCAGAUCAAGAAGGCACUGUCAAGACUCUUCCGCGGUCUCUGCAGCAGCCGCAAAGCCGCUCGAGUCGGCUUCUCAAUUGCUUUGACAGAGAUUCUCACUCAAGUCUUCUUGGCACCGAGGGAACCAGAAGCCUUUAGCUUCUCAGAUGCUCUCAACCUCUGGGAUACUCAGACAAGCGCCGCUGGCAGCGAGACGAGACAGGAGCAACGCGACCACAUCUUCGGCCGUCUCUUCGGUGCGGAAGCGAUCAUCAAAUCCGCCGUUCUGUUCGAGCCCACCGUGCCCUUCGAGCAAUGGACUCAGGUCGUCGAACUUGUCCUUGAGCUCGCAGAGAAGAAGCCAUGGAUCCGCGAAGAGUGUGGGUGGAUCAUAUACCAGUGUGUCUACGAUCUCGCCGGGCGCAAGAUGGACGCCAAGUACGUCCAGGCUGCGCUGGAAGGUCUAUGCGCGCAUGAAAUCGCCCGGUCGCCCGAGGGCGUUGCUAUCUGGUUGGCUGCGAAGGACUUGUAUCCUAAGGCGAAAUUCCCUAACAAUGUCUGGAAGCAUGAUGACCCCCUGGAUACAAAAGAGCGCAACAGCUUGUCGAAGAUCAUGAAGGAGUCGGGCGCUGCGGCAAACGAGGGCGAGGGCAAGGCAAACGUUGCGAAGAAUUCUGGUGUCUGGAACUCCAAACUUCACUUCGCCUGGGAUGCGGUUUUGUCGCGAACCAGUGUUGAGGCAAAGGAUAAGACCAAGAAGUCUCGAAUGACUUUCUCUGAUUUCUGGACUGAAGUUGUCGACAAUGGAUUGUUUGCUGCCGCAUCAUCGGACGAGCGUAAAUACUGGGGUUUCCUCCUCUUCACAAGACUCAUCAACGAUGGCGGGUUGCAGCAGGCCUCGCAUACUUUCACCAAGAAUCUUACGCGAUGCUUGACGAACCAACUUGCCGUGGAAGACCGCUACUUGCACAGAAUGGCCGUCAAAGCUGCCAAGGCGAUUCAGGCUCGCGUGUCCAAAGAGCCCGAAUUCGCCGCCGCGGCCAUCCGUGGGUUGAUGGGAACCAGCGGCACACUGAACUUCGACCAAGCCACCAAGACUAAGACGGUCGAGAAGAUCGUUUCCGAAGCCAACCACGAGGCUUUGCAAGAGAUCGUUCCAUUCUUCGAACAGCUCAUCCAAAAACCCGGUACGACCGACGAGAAGACCGCCGCUUCAAACCGUCAAUUUGUCGCUGGUCUCCUUCUGUCGAUCGUGCGCUCCAAGUCCUCUGCCGCCGAAGGCGAUGCCGAACACCUCCAGGCAAUCCUUGAGCGGAUUCUUUCCAUCUUUGUGCGCUUUGCGUACUUCUUGGAUGACGGCAAGAGCUCAACUGCCCCUGAGCCUGCUGUUUCCUCGGCGACGCAAGAACUGCUGCGCAAUCGCAUCAACUCCUGCUUGAACAGCCUUAUCUCCAACCAGAAGUUUGCAGCUACAAUCCCAUAUGUGGUAGUGAAGCAGAUUCGCGAUGCAGCCAAGUCUGGCGUAUUCGGCAAGUUUAUCAUCGCGAUCGAUGAUAAGCUGUCUGAGUCCGUGAAGGCUGCUUUCAAAUCACUGAAGAAAUUGUCCAGCAGGGAGAAGAAGGAAAAGGGCAUGGCCGCAUUCAAGCUGCUUUACUCUAUGACGAUCAUGCAGGUGUACAAUGGAGACGCAGACGCGGUCUCCAUGCUUGAUGAGCUCGAGUUCUGUCACACCAAAUUCUUGGGCGACAAAGAGACCAAGACCGAGGACGCCGGCGAUGCGUCGGAUGCGUUGGUUGAGAUCUUGCUCAGCUUUGCAUCCAAGCAAUCGCAGCUCUUCCGUCGCAUGAGUGAGCAGGUCUUCGGCGCCUUUGCUAACCAGAUCACCGAGAAUGGACUGGAAUCUUUGACCUCAAUUCUGGAGGCGAAGGAAAGUCUGUCUGGACAACAAGAGAUGUUCGAAGAGCAAGACGACGAAGGCGAAGAAGAAGGAGAGGAUGACGAUGCGGAUAUGAUGGACGUUGAUGAGGAUGAGCUCGACAGUGACGUCGAGGUUGUCGAAGCCGGCGCCUCCAGCUCAGACGACGAGGACGACGAAGAAGAGGAAGAAGAAGCAAACGAAGAAGAUGCACAGGAAGUCGCCGCAUUCGAAGCCAAACUAGCCGCCGCGCUCGGCAACCACGGAUUAGAAGGCGAAUCCGACUCCGACGCCGACAUGAACGACGACGAGAUGGACGAGCUGGACGAUAAACUCGUACAAGUCUUCCGCGCCCGUCGCCAAGAAACUUCCAACCGCAAAGACAAGAAAGACGCCCGCGAGAACAUGGUGAACUUCAAGAACCGCGUCCUGGACCUGCUGGAGAUCUUUGUGAAGAAGAGCCACUCCCGGCUGCUGGCACUGGACAUCCUCUUACCGUUGCUCCGGCUGUCGCGCCGGUCCAGCGUGAAGCAAAUCGCCACAAAGGCCAACAAUGUCGUGCGCGAAUACACGAAGGUAUGCAAGGGCAAUGCGCUUCCUAAGAUUGAGGACGAUGAACAGGCUGAGGCGCUCUGGGAGCUUUUGAGGUCUGUUCACAAGGAAGCUAGCCACAGUGGUCCUAUGGGCCAUGCGACUGCUUGCAGUCAGGCUAGUUUGCUUGUUGUUAAGGUGCUCGUUGCUCAUGAUAAGAGUAACAUUGAGGGUGUUGUGGAUGUUUAUGCUGCCACUCGCAAGGACCAGCUCACGAGCGCCAAGUGUCAUGUGCAGCCGUCGUUCUUCUCGGAGUGGAAUAACUGGUGUGUUUCGGCGAGCAAGCAGCUGAAGUAG
This is a messenger RNA of Penicillium bovifimosum, 2952 nucleotides long. Its product is annotated as DNA-directed DNA polymerase POL5. NCBI's taxonomy places the organism in Eukaryota, Fungi, Ascomycota, Eurotiomycetes, Eurotiales, Aspergillaceae. Gene Ontology annotation, biological process: regulation of DNA-templated transcription. The coding region runs from base 1 to 2952 and encodes 983 amino acids. Gene Ontology annotation, molecular function: rDNA binding; transcription factor binding. The transcript has 5 exons. Gene Ontology annotation, cellular component: nucleolus. The record is from RefSeq and is a predicted model, not a curated record.